Abrus precatorius (Indian licorice) is the source of this 2419-nucleotide messenger RNA. Its product is annotated as chaperone protein dnaJ 49. Lineage: Eukaryota; Viridiplantae; Streptophyta; Magnoliopsida; Fabales; Fabaceae. Gene Ontology annotation, biological process: cellular response to misfolded protein. The record is from RefSeq and is a predicted model, not a curated record. Gene Ontology annotation, cellular component: endoplasmic reticulum membrane. Bases 448 to 1524 code for a protein of 358 amino acids. Gene Ontology annotation, molecular function: Hsp70 protein binding. The transcript has 2 exons.
CCGAUACAAGAAUGGCAACGAGAGCUCUGAAAUUGAUUGGAAGUGUGUAAGCGCAUUUGCUACAAGUUGCUGGUUCCCUCUCUCUCACACACACCAAUCCUAUUUAAUGCUCACUAGUCACUGCCUCGUGUCUCUUACUAAAUAUUCCUAUUAAUCCCUCCCUUUCCUUCUUCCUUCCAAUCCCUAAUUUCCUUCCACCAAAAAACACUUGGCAAUACUUUCCCAAUGAAGAGCCUGUUUGGAUUCUUAAUUCUCAUUUAAUUAUUUACGAAUUUAUGUUUACUUUGAUGUUAUUAAUUAUAGCUUCGCAGUUGAAUCUACGUUUAUAGGUCAACGUGUGUGUUUGAACUCACGUUAGGUUUCUGAGUUUCGAACCUCACUCAAAUGCGUUACUGCACGAGUCAAUAACUCAUAUUCUGAGUUAAUUGAGCGAUUCUCUUUCGCGCCAUGGAAGGUAACAAGGACGAAGCGUUGCGCUGCGUUCGCAUCGCCGAGGACGCGAUUGCGUCAGGGAACAAAGACCGUGCCCUCAAAUUCAUCAAAAUCGCGCAACGCCUCAACCGCGAUUUGCCCCUCGAACCCUUGCUCGCCAUGUGCGAACGCCUCGAUUCUCAGUCGUCAGCCUCGUCCUCCGACGGAACCUCUUCCUCCGCCAGAGGCAAAACGGCGAACCGUACUUCCCGAAACGACGAGCGUUUUAACGGAGAGAGGAAUUACACGGAAGAGAAUGUUCAGUUGGUUAGGGAAAUUAAGAAUAAGAGCGAUUACUAUGCCAUCUUGGGAUUAGAGAAGAGUUGUUCUGUUGAAGAGAUUAGAAGAGCUUAUAGGAAACUGUCGUUGAAAGUUCAUCCUGAUAAGAACAAGGCACCGGGUUCUGAAGAUGCGUUUAAGAAGGUUUCAAAGGCUUUUAAGUGUUUGAGUGAUGAUGGUUCGAGGAGACAGUAUGAUCAAACGGGAAUGGUUGAUGAGUAUGAAUUUAACCAGCAGAACAGUUUCCGGCGCCGGAGGCGGAGGAGUACUAUGGGGCACGAUAUUUUCGAAGAUGAAUUUGAUCCUGAUGAGAUAUUUAGGGCAUUCUUUGGACAAUCUGAUGUGUUUGGGAGAACUCAUAUUUAUAGGACUCGAGGGAUGGGGAAUCAUCAUAGGCAUGAGUUUCAGGCUGGAACUGGAGGAGGGAAUAAUAAUAUUAUGCUGUUGAUUCAGCUCUUGCCGUUUUUGAUCAUUUUGCUGCUUGCCUACUUACCAUUUUCGGAGCCGGAUUAUUCGUUGCAGAAGAAUUUCUCGUACCAGAUUCCAAAGACCACUGAGCAGCAUGGAGUUCAGUUUUUCGUGAAAUCGCAGGCGUUUGAGGAUAACUAUCCGAAGGGAAGUCCUGAUCGGGAGGCUAUUGAGGACAAUGUCAUAAAGGAUUACAAAAAUAUGCUGCGGCGUUAUUGCCAGGUGGAGAUUCAGAGACGGAGUUGGAAUAGGAAUCUGCCUGUUCCUCAUUGUGAUAAGCUGCAAAACUUUGCAGUUGUAGCCUGAAGGGCGUGCCAAUUGCAAAUUCUCAACCAUGCCUCCUCUCAUCAAAAGUAAAAGAGAGUGAAUAAAAGUCCUCAGAAAACAAUAUAUUAUUAGAUAAGAGUUUUUGAUGCAUAGUGCAGGAUCACUUUUAUUUCUUUUAGCACUUUAUGCUGUACUUUUUCACAGUUCUUUUUCUGUCCUGUCCUUACCUUGCAGCAAAAGUGGCUAGCUGGAGUAAUUUUUACUUGGCUUAAGGAAGUCUUGCAUCAGUUGCUGAGCUUUUGUGCACGUUUUAUUCUUCAGGAUAUCUAAUAUAUCCAUGGGAGCAGCUGCCAGUUUAGUGCUGUGCUCUUGCUGUGAGAAGUUUUUGAUAAAUAUGCUUAGAAAUGUGUUUAUUAUUAUUGUCGGAGGUAUAUUUUGAUGGGAUUAUCUAUUAUGUUAUGCACAAUCAUUAAUGAUGCAGAACGUGGCAGCAAAUAAUUACACAAAAGGUCCUAAGUAUCAGCAGUGGGGCAUUUGAAUACAAGCUCAUGAUCCGAGUUUUCUAAAUUACUCGAGGGUAGCAACUUAUAUUCGGUUGAAGUAGGCAUGUUACUUGACAAAGGAAAACAAACUAUCGCUUCAUUUCUAGUGAGUGAAUAUUAUUACGUCAGUUAAGGAAGCCAUGUGAUCAUCCGACAGAAUUUGAUUUUCGAUGUAGGUUUGAGUUUUCCUUUCCUGUCUGGUAGGAGUAUUACUUUGCGUGUGAUUGGUGAUCAUAUUUUGGCAUCUGGAAACACCAUUCCACUGUCAAAAAUUGCCAAAAAGGGAGAGUUUAGGUAUUCUAUUCUUGCUCACUGGUAAAGUUUCAAUCAUCUGUGAUGCCCUUUUCUGGAUCAAUUUUCAAUAUAUGAAACUCUUGAAUGCUUGGGAUGUG